AUGACCGUAGUAUGCACAAUUGAAGAUUGUCCUUGGAAAAUCACUGCGCGUGCAAUAGGGGAUUCAAACAUUGUUCAAGUACACACAUUCCGAAAUGUGCAUAACCAUUGCUUGGAAGAUGUUGCCUUGUCUCAGCCUUUAGUGAGAUCCACUCAUGCAUCGUUGCUCAUUGAUGAUGUCAUUCGAUCUACUCCUGAAUACCAACCACGCCAAAUUUGUAAGGACUUUGUAAGGCAACAUGACAUCCAGUUAACUUACCUACAAACAUGGCAAAUUAAAGAGAAGGCUAAGGAGCGCAUUUAUGGGCAACCCAAGAAUUAUUACAAAUUGUUGCCAUGGAUGUGUGAAAGAAUGCUUGCAACAAAUCCGGGAUUGAGUGUUGAGUUGAGUUAUUCCGAUGACGACCAUUUUGAGAAGCUUUUUGUUGCUCAUUCAAUAUCUAUCGAAGGGUUUGUAAGGGGGUGUCGACCAAUCAUUGCAAUUGAUUCGACCCAUAUGAGUGGGCCUUAUGGCGGUGCUCUAUUUUCAGCCACCGCCUACGAUGCUAAUGACUCCAUGUUCUCCUUAGCCUUUGGAGUGAUGAGCUCGGAAAAUUAUGAAGAUUGGUUAUGGUUCUUGGAAAAACUAAAGAUAGUUGUGGGAAACAAGGAAGUUAUUAUUAUCUCAGAUAGACAUCCUACUUUGCUUCGUAGUGUCCCUAAGGUGUUUGGCAUUGAAAACCAUGCUUGUUGCUACCGUCACCUGAAGGAGAAUUUUAGUAGUUUCUUGUCCAAGCAUAACACACGAGGGAACAAGGGUAAAGAAGAUGCAUUGCAAUUCCUAGAUAGCAUUGUGUAUGGAAGGUUAGAAUAUGAUUAUAACGUUUCCAUGUUUGAACUAAAAAAAUACAACGAGGCUUUAGCCAUAUGGGUUGAAGAAAAUGCACCGCACCAUUGGGCCAUGUCAAAAUUCCCAAAACAAAGAUGGGAUAAAAUGACUACAAACCUUGUCGAGUCAUUUAAUGCUUGGUUACGGAUUGAAAGACAUCACUCUAUUUGUAACUUUUUAUUGGAGCACAUGUCCAAGUUAGCUUCUAUGCUUGUAAAGCAUCAAGAAGAGUCCAAGAAUUGGAAAGGGUGUAUAGGGCCAAAAAUUGAAGCUAAGGUGCAGGAAAAUAUUACAAAGGGUGCGGUGUAUCCAGUCACACCGUUCAAGAAUGGAGUAUUUGGGAUGUUCAUCCCAGUUUGCGAGAAUAAUCUCUGGCACGUGCAUGUUGUUAAUUUUGCAGCUGGAAGAGUUGAGAUACUUUCGUCAUUGCCCUUAAGGCGGGGCAACAACAUCAGUGCUGCAAUGCGACGAUUAUCAAUGACACUCCACAAAGCACUGCAUGCAUAUAGAAUCCAUAUGGAUGCGGAUGUCUCAAGUUUUGUGCAUGUCCAACCACACCUUCUCCAACAGUUGAAUGGGUCCGAUUGUGGUGUCCUCAUUCUAAAGUUCAUGGAAUUUUGGAAUGGGGCGACCUUAACUACUUCAGUGGCAGAGGACAAGACGAACAUGUACAGACUCCAGCUAGUGCUGCAACUAGUGCUCAAUGAACGCAACAGUGUCAGAGAUACAAUUAUGGUUGCAUGUCAUUUGUGACUUUAUAGUUUAUGAUAAGUUUCUUCCUAUCUGCUGUUACGUACCAAAAUGACAAAGGGUUGAUUGUAGUUUGUCUAAAAUUUAUUAAUUCAUAUCAUGUUGUGUGCUGAUGUGAUUUGUUCCAAUUGUAAAACCAUUAUUUAUGUUCUAUAUGUGAUGUAUCUGAUGAAGUAUUCCACAUCCCAUUGUAAUAGUGGGAGUUGGGUUAUGCUGAAUAUGAGGACUUUAUGUACAAGAAUGGCCAACGUGUAAGGGAAAGGAAGAGUACCUGGUAAUGCUGCUAUUGGAGCAUAUGGGACGCAGUAACAGCAGUGUAAUAGGGCUGUUCAUUUUUCCUUCAAUAUUGUAAAGGAAGGGAGUAGGAACAUGGACAACACUCAGUAUUUGUUCUUUUAUUAUAGUUAAGGGUACUGGUCAGUGUUGUAUUGGCGAUUGAUUGGACAACAACUGUGAUUGUAAGAUGUGAUCCAAAGUGAUAGGUUUAUUAUGGGGUAUGAUACUAAUUUCAUAAGAGAACAACAAACAUAGACUAGAACCUAUUUGUUUGUACACUGAUGCAGUUUCAGUUUAUCCUUCUAU
This is a messenger RNA of Vitis vinifera (wine grape), 2199 nucleotides long. RefSeq lists its product as uncharacterized. Gene Ontology annotation, molecular function: cysteine-type peptidase activity. The record is from RefSeq and is a predicted model, not a curated record. Lineage: Eukaryota; Viridiplantae; Streptophyta; Magnoliopsida; Vitales; Vitaceae. Gene Ontology annotation, biological process: proteolysis. The coding region runs from base 1 to 1620 and encodes 539 amino acids. The transcript has 4 exons.